AUGGAUUAUAUUCCAGUAAUUUACUGGAUUUCCCUUUUCAUUGGCGGUGGAUCACUUUCGGCAUUAUCAUUUAUGGUUAGUCUUAGACAUUUCCCUUCCAUUAUUAACAUUUUAUCCUAUCCUCCGAUGUCUUCACUUUAUUUAGUCUUUACACUUGUUAACACUCCAAUGCUUGCAUUUAUAUUUUACCAUACAUUCACUUUCUAUCAAAAAAGUAGAAACAGAGUCAGUCCAAGCGUUCUUCCAAAAUAUGAUUUCUUAGCCAAGUCAUUUGUACUUUGUGGUGCUAUUUUUGUUGCAUCGCUUUUACUUAUGGUCUUCUUUAAACCACAAAAUGAAAUCGAAUUACACUAUCUUUUUAUUGUUGCUAUUUCUAUGUCCGCUGUUUCAUUCUCUUACUUGAGCGACUUCAUAUACGCAAUGGUUUCGAAGAUGAUGAUCCCUCUUUCGAUGACAGUUAAUCAUAUUUCAUGCGCUUUAACAGCUGUAACAUAUAUAUUAUGUUUACUUAGCCAUACAUCAAAAGUAAUCAAAAUGUUAUUCGGUUUCUUGCAGAUAAUGUCUUUUUCACUUUACUACACUAAAAUAUUUUUCCUUGGCGUUACAUGUUUGGGCGCAAGGUUCUUAGAUGUGCAAAUUGACUUACUUGCCAAGCAUCAGCAAACAAUUUUGCCUAGUUCAUUCAAUUCUGCAUAA
Trichomonas vaginalis G3 is the source of this 696-nucleotide messenger RNA. RefSeq lists its product as uncharacterized. NCBI's taxonomy places the organism in Eukaryota, Parabasalia, Trichomonadida, Trichomonadidae. The coding region runs from base 1 to 696 and encodes 231 amino acids. The record is from RefSeq and is a predicted model, not a curated record. The transcript has a single exon.